AUGCCGACUGUCGAAGCACCCAAGAAGCACGCGCCCAUGGAGAUGGCGGCGUCUGUUGGCGCCGAGGAGCAGCGGCCGCAGAUCAUUGCCCAGCAGCCUUCCAUGGAGCCUCGCCCUGACGCUGAGCCGCAAAUGUCGCUCCGUGGUGGUGGCUUCAGCCUGGGAUGUGAUUGCUGCGACGGCUCAUGCCGCUUCCAUAAGCACUGCUGCUAA
Ilyonectria robusta is the source of this 213-nucleotide messenger RNA. RefSeq lists its product as uncharacterized. The transcript has 2 exons. The record is from RefSeq and is a predicted model, not a curated record. The coding region runs from base 1 to 213 and encodes 70 amino acids. NCBI's taxonomy places the organism in Eukaryota, Fungi, Ascomycota, Sordariomycetes, Hypocreales, Nectriaceae.